AUGGAGGGGUACCUGGAGAAGCAGAGCUCGGAGGACGCGAAGCUCUGGAAGAGGCGGUGGUUCGUCAUGCAGGACAGCAAACUCUUCUACUACAAGUCGCAGAGCGACGUCCGCGAGCAGAAACCCACGGACGAAACGUGCUGCGGCGUCAUCUCCAUGGAAAACAUCGACUCGGUGACCACAGCGAAGGACUUUGGCGUCGCUGCCUUCCAGAUCCGCAUGGAAAGUCGGCGGUAUGUCCUGCGAGCCGAGUCCAAAGAUAUGAUGCACGAGUGGCUCUUUAACUUUCAGAAAUCCAUUGCAAACAUCGUGUCUGCGCUCUCACGGACCCAGGUGCGCACCUUGAUGGCAUCCAGUUGA
This is a messenger RNA of Phytophthora sojae, 360 nucleotides long. RefSeq lists its product as hypothetical. Lineage: Eukaryota; Oomycota; Peronosporomycetes; Peronosporales; Peronosporaceae. The transcript is spliced from 3 exons. The record is from RefSeq and is a predicted model, not a curated record. Bases 1 to 360 code for a protein of 119 amino acids.